Molecule: messenger RNA, 3153 nt
Organism: Penicillium argentinense
Lineage: Eukaryota; Fungi; Ascomycota; Eurotiomycetes; Eurotiales; Aspergillaceae
Gene: rna14
Product: cleavage polyadenylation factor subunit RNA14
Exons: 2
Coding region: 1-3153 (1050 amino acids)
Biological process (GO): mRNA 3'-end processing
Cellular component (GO): nucleus
Molecular function (GO): mRNA binding; protein binding
Source: RefSeq, a predicted model, not a curated record
AUGGCUGACGACGCCGAGGAAGCCUUCUUCCAGUCGCAAUCCAUGAACAAAGACUUUGAAGCUUCCGCUGCGCCCGAGAACCAACUCGCAGCGGAUGCCGACGAUGACGAAUAUGAUCACUCGAACACACUGGACGAUCAACCCGAGGCUUCGGAUCCCGACGCCCAACUGAACCAAGCUUCCGCCGAAAUGUCCGCUGCCAAUCCUCCUGACACCUCAGACAUGGCGACCGGUGUCGACAGCGACACCAAAGAUCCUUCCGUGGCCACCCCACCCGCUGAGUCUCAAACGUCCACGCCUGUACCACCUGCGGACGCACCGGCACAGUCUCGGCCCCGAACGAUUGGGGGAUUUGACGUCGACAGCCAGGAUGAAGAUUAUGGCGAAGACGAAGAAGCGGACUAUGAGCCGCCGGCAGUGCUGGAAGUUGAUGUCUCAAAUGCCAUGUCCCAAGAGCCAAGUUCAGGAAAUGCCAAUCAAAACACUUUCCCUGAUGUAUCGUCGCAGGCGACGGUGCAGGGCUCUGCAAACGUGCCAGAUGUUUCCAAUAGUUCUUAUUCUUCUGUUCCUCCCUCAAAUAUUGAUCCGUCUACUGCUCAAGCUCAGUGGGCUUCGCACGAAGCAAGCCUGCAGAACAGUAUCGCUCCUACUCCUGUACCUGGCUCUCCUUCCACCACAAAGGGUCGCCUGCCUCAUGACCAUGUGGGAAUCUUGCAAGACCGCGUGAGCGAAGAUCCUCGGGGAGACACUGCGGCCUGGCUGGAACUCAUCGCGGAGCACCGAAGCCGCAAUCGAAUCGACAGCGCGCGGGAGGUCUAUGAGCAAUUCGUGGCAGUGUUCCCUAUGGCGGCCGACCAAUGGCAGGCAUAUGCUGCGAUGGAGUCUGACUUGAAUGAGCUUUGGAGAUUGGAACAAAUCUUCAGCCGAACCCUUUUCGUGCUCCCCAGUGUCAGACUUUGGUCGUAUUAUCUUGAUUAUGUCCGCCGCAAGAACCCUUUGACGACGGAUGACAGCGAAAAGGCCCGGCGAACUAUCAAUGGCGCCUACAAUCUCGCGCUCGACUACGUUGGUGUCGAUAAGGACAGUGGUAACAUCUGGUCCGACUAUGUUGAGUUUAUCCGUUCGGGCCCUGGUCAUGUUGGAGGCUCUGGAUGGCAAGAUCAGCAAAAAAUGGACCUACUGAGGAAGGCUUAUCAAAAGGCCAUCGGUGUCCCCAUGCAGUCUGUGAACGCUCUGUGGAAAGAGUACGAUCAGUUUGAGAUGGGUCUCAACAAACUUACCGGCCGAAAGUUCCUGCAAGAGCAAUCGCCGUCAUAUAUGACCGCACGCAGCUCCUACAUCGAAUUGCAGAACAUCACACGGGAACUGAUCCGCACUACUGUUCCUCGCCUACCUCCCGUUCCGGGAUCCGAAGGUGACGUUGAAUUCGCUCAACAGGUGGACGUUUGGAAACGUUGGAUUGCCUGGGAGAAAGGAGAUCCGCUGGUCCUCAAAGACGAGGACGCUGCUGCCUUCAAGGCCCGCGUCGUCUACGUGUACAAGCAAGCUCUUAUGGCUCUCCGCUUCUUGCCUGAGAUCUGGUUUGAAGCUGCCGACUUUUGCUUCUUAAACGACAUGGAAAAGGAAGGCAAUGCUUUCUUGACCCAAGGAAUCGAGGCGAACCCCGAAAGUUGCCUGCUUGCCUUCAAACAAGCCGAUCGCCUCGAAGUCACGUCGAGUUCCGAGCAGGACUCUUAUAAGCGAGCAGGCAUAGUUCGGGCCCCUUAUGACAAGUUGCUGGAUUCUCUUUACGGCCUGAUCAACAAGGCCCAAACUCAAGAGACGAAUGAUGUUUCGCGGAUUGAAGAAACCUUCGCAAAGGAGAACCCAGAUUACAACCUGGCACAAAAUGACGAUGAUGACGAUUUUCAGGGCGAACUCAAGAAGAAGCAAGCAGCUAAGCAGGCACAAAUCGACGCUGUACGCAACGCCCACUCUAUCCAGAUCACGGCUCUUUCCAAAAUCAUCUCUCAUGCCUGGAUUGCAUUGAUGCGUGCUAUGCGCCGCGUCCGGGGCAAGGGCACACCAACCGACGAUCUUGGAUCUCGUUUGAUCUUCUCAGAGGCCAGAAAACGUGGCCGAAUCACCAGCGAUGUCUACAUUGCGAGCGCUCUGAUCGAGUACCAUUGUUACAAGGACGGUGCGGCAACCAAGAUCUUUGAACGUGGCUCAAAGCUAUUCCCCGAAGAUGAACAGUUCGCCCUUGAAUACCUGAAGCAUCUGAUCGACAUCAACGACAUUGUCAAUGCGAGAGCCGUAUUUGAGAUGACUGUCCAACGGCUGGUAUCCAAGGCAAAGACUCUGCACAAAGCCAAACCCAUUUUUGCCUUUCUACACGAAUACGAGUCUCAGUACGGCGAUUUGGUUCAGGUAAUCAACCUGGAGACCAGAAUGCGCGAGCUGUGGCCUGAAGACACCUCGCUGGAGAAGUUUUCGCAUCGCUACAUCACUCCCUCAUUUGACCCCAUUUCGGUGCGACCCAUUCUCUCGCCUACGCAAACCCGGCCCAAAUAUCAGUAUUCCGACGCCGCAGCUGAAGCUCUGACUUCCCCUGCGCCUGGACAAUUCAACCCACCCUUGAGUUCGCCCAAGCGGCCCUAUCCCGGUGACGACUUUGACUACGACUCUGAUCGACCCCGCAAGUUUGCUCGAGCAGACUCUCCUCUCAGGAGUACUCAGGGUCGUCGCGUUGACCAACAGAAGCGGGCCCCGCAUUUGAACGGUCAAGCCCACUCUCAGUACAAACCGCAAGGAUCUCCGGCCCCUCUGCCUCGGGCGGUGGUUGAGCUCCUCAGCAAGAUUCCGCAUGCUUCCGCCUACAACAUCUGCCGCUUGUCCCCGGAAAAGAUGAUCGAUCUUAUCCGCAACACGGCCAUUCCGGCGAGCACUGCUGAGAUCCCACUUCCGGCCAAUGUGCGAAACCUCGGUGCAGCCCAGGCUGCGAACCCACAAGGAGGUAAGUUCAACGUUUGGUCCUUUUCGUACUUGAUCGGGUGGUUUUCCCCGCCGUCCAGCGUCCUGCGUUCAAACUCCACGCACUCAAAUCCCAUGUCCUCAAAAUGCCAGAACCCAAGUCCUCGGGAUUCCCGGCCUUACUGUUCUGCUUCUCGUUAA